Messenger RNA from Stegodyphus dumicola, 1491 nucleotides. RefSeq names its product lewis-type alpha-(1,3)-fucosyltransferase-like. Gene Ontology annotation, cellular component: membrane. NCBI's taxonomy places the organism in Eukaryota, Metazoa, Arthropoda, Arachnida, Araneae, Eresidae. Gene Ontology annotation, molecular function: fucosyltransferase activity. The record is from RefSeq and is a predicted model, not a curated record.
GGUGCUCAGGAGAUUAAGAACUUGCCAAGAAGUAUCAGAGUUCUAAGUGGAGAAGAAAAAGAAGUGCAGACGAUGAAACGUAUCACUUUUCUCCGUAUUUCGAACAGCAGCACAUGGAAAAAUUUUCUAGUGUUCAGCCCGAUAGUACUAUUCUUCAUAGCACUUCUGUUUUGUCUCCUGAAUAGCGCUUUUGUAAUUCCUUCAAAAAAUUUAGUUUUUCAUAGACAGAAAACAAAGUUUCCAGUUGCUAUGGAGCACAAUCAGAGAAAAGAUAUUUUUCCUUUAGUCAAAGAAUACCAUCUUGAUCCCACUGUUAAAAAGUUCUACAACGAAGAGGCUAGAAUUAUUGGAUUUUCUUCAGAAAGUAUUCAUGCUUUUGAAUUUUCUAAAGAACUGCCGAAAUUGAUAUAUUUGGCAACUUCCUAUUUCAGUGAAUUUAAUCCUAGACAUUAUUAUUUUCUGCAUUUGGGAAAUGUCACCUUUUUGCGCUAUUCUUGUCCAGUCAGCAGCUGUUAUGUUUCCAGAGAUCCUGCAGAUAUAGGCAAAGCAGAUGCUGUCCUUUUCCAUCUCCGUGAUCUAGAAGUCUACAGCAUUCCAUCAGUCCGACUGCCCGAACAAAUAUGGAUUCUGUAUUCCAUGGAGCCUCCUUGGCUAGAGGUGAGAGAUCUGAAAAGAUUUGAUGGAGUAUUCAACUGGACAAUGAGCUACAGGAGAGGUUCCGAUAUCCUUGUUAAGUAUGGUUUUAUUGGUAGAAGACCAUCUUUAAAAGAAACAUACUUUGAACGCCGUAUUGAUACAUUGCAGAGGAAGCAGAACAAGGCCGUGUGGUUCGUCAGUGAUUGUAGAACAGAUAGCAACAGAGAAGGAUAUGUCGAUCGUUUAAAAGAAAUAUAUCCUGUGGACGUAAUUGGUGGAUGUGGAAUUGAGCACUGUAGACCUGCUCAAAAGCAAAAAUGCUAUCUAGAUAUGGCAGGGCGGUAUAAAUUUUACUUAGCUUUCGAAAAUGCUCUGUGUCGAGACUAUGUCACUGAAAAACUCUUCAACUCCUUAGAAUAUGAUGUAAUUCCUAUCACAUUCGGUGGUGUAAACUAUUCUCAAAUCGUGCCAGAAAAUUCUACAAUUAAUGCUAUGGAAUUUGACACUCCAGAAGCACUAGGGAAAUUUUUGUGGGAAAUAUCGAAGAAUCAUACGCGAUAUUUAUCAUAUUUCACUUGGAAGAAUACGUAUCGGUCCUAUCUUCAACCGUGGAUGUGUAAUUUGUGUGAAAAAUUGCAUGAACCUGUUACUCCUGCUACAGUUAAUGGUCUCAAUGAUUGGUGGAAUGAAGGCCAUUCUUGUUUAAGGUGGACAGAUACGGGUUUAAAACCAGUGGAGAAAUAUGCAUUUCCUGCGUACCAUACGAAACUAUUUUCUUAAAAUAUAGUACUUUUCUAAGCAAUACCUGUUUUAUUCACAUUCUUUCAGGCAGUAAAUGAAAAUGCAUUCAUUGGU